Molecule: messenger RNA, 739 nt
Organism: Myzus persicae (green peach aphid)
Lineage: Eukaryota; Metazoa; Arthropoda; Insecta; Hemiptera; Aphididae
Exons: 2
Coding region: 85-699 (204 amino acids)
Molecular function (GO): DNA binding
Source: RefSeq, a predicted model, not a curated record
CCAUUACCUAUAAAAAGUGCUUUAUAAAAAACUAAGUUCCAACAUAAAACAAUACCUAUUUGACAUAGAAAAUAAGUGAAAAACAUGGUUUUUAAAUUAUUUUGUAUCCAAAUUUUAGGGAGCGAUGCAAAAAUAAAAUGGAAAAACACAAAGGAUACGUUUAGAAAAGAACUACAGAAAGAACCAAUUAGACGUUCAGGUGAUAGCGGGAUUGAAUAUAAAUCUAAAUGGCCAUUUUUUCAAAUGAUGAUGUUUGUGAAGGAUUCUUUACUUCCUAGUUCUAUGUCCGGAAAUUUAAAUGUUGGAGAACCAGAUUCAUUUUCAUUACAUGAAGCUACUGAUGAAGCCAAUGAAAGUGACCUUGAUGUAACGGGUACAUCAUUUACUGAUGUGACAUCGCCGUCUACAUCUACGUCACAUUUACCCGAUAUUAAUCCCAAGGUUACUUCAAAAAUGAAAAGAAAGAAAAAAAAUAGUAAAGCAGAUGCACAAGAGACAGAAAAUAAAAAAAAUGAGGACCCAGACGCUCAAUUUCUUCUCAGUAUCCUACCAUACAUAAAAGAAUUUGAUCCUUUAGAAAAACUCGAAAUCAGAAGUCAAAUUCAAAAUGUAGUUCUAAACGCUUAUAGAAAAAAAAAAAUACAUCGGGAAACCGCUCACAGCUUGAGUCUAUUCAAGACAUUCAGACCGACCUUCUAAACCAGCCAAGCGUAAAAAAAAUGUACCGUCCAUAUCAGGA